AUGAGCUUUACAGUAUUGUAUCCAGACGAAGAGAGAUGGAAGAUCAUAAAAAAAGCUGCAUUGGAGAGCGUGAUGAGAGGCAGCACAUUGGAUGAAGAACUAGCACUUUUGCCAAUCGAUCCAGAAGCCCAGAAGGAUUAUCUCAGAGUGAGAAAAAGCUAUUUGAGAGUUGUGAGCCAGAUUGAGAAGGGAGAGGUGUAUGACUUCUACAAGUAUCGCAGGAGAUUCAGGAGAAGAUCUCAUUCGCUGUCUGAAUUCAAUAGAUUUAAAGUCGUCGGGAUUUUGAAAGAAAGCGGAGCUUGUUAUGUAUUUGAAGAUGGAUACUAUAAAGAAGUAAGGAAUAGCAUUGGCUACAAGAGGUGCCCGUUUUGUAAUGAAUACAUUGCUGAUGAGAAGAUAAAUGAUCACUUAAAAGCAAGAUCAUGCAACUCAGAGAUACAAGGGGAGGAAGGAAGCCAUGUAACAGUGAUAUUCGACAAAGGGAUUAAAACAGAGUAUGAAAGCUUAGUGAUAGAUUGCUCAAAUGUUAGGAUGCUCAAGAAAAUCAUCUACGAUAGAACAGGGAUAUCUGUAAGCAAGCAGGAUGUUUAUAGAGGGGAUACACUCCUGAAGAACAGUGAUGCUCUAGGCGGAGAGACAGUUACAGUAAAGCAGAAGAAAAGGACGCAAAGAAAAUGA
This is a messenger RNA of Encephalitozoon hellem ATCC 50504, 678 nucleotides long. RefSeq lists its product as uncharacterized. The coding region runs from base 1 to 678 and encodes 225 amino acids. The record is from RefSeq and is a predicted model, not a curated record. Lineage: Eukaryota; Fungi; Microsporidia; Unikaryonidae. The transcript has a single exon.